AUGGAGAAGUAUCAUGCUGUUCACGAGGAAGAUGUUUCCAGUUUCGAUCUUCCUUCUACGCACCGAUUGCCCACUGUGUCCGCAGCUCAGGUGCUAGAAGACUUGGACGAUGAUCUUUCAAGGCACGUCUCUACGGGACUCAAGCGGUUAGAUGAGGCCCUCAGCUCUGAUGACACUGUCGACACGUCUGGGUCGAAACGCUCUGGGGGUAUCCUGAGAGGCCAGGUCACCGAGGUUUGGGGACCUCCAGGAACUGGCAAGACAGCACUGGGCAUCCAACUCGUGGCAAGCGCACUGCGCGAGGGCCAAGGUGCCGUGUGGAUUGCGCCUAUUCGCUCUGCGGGCAAAGACUUUCGGCGGUGA
This is a messenger RNA of Colletotrichum siamense, 363 nucleotides long. It is a transcript of the gene recA, whose product is annotated as Protein RecA. Gene Ontology annotation, biological process: DNA repair; meiotic DNA recombinase assembly; reciprocal meiotic recombination. Gene Ontology annotation, molecular function: ATP-dependent DNA damage sensor activity; ATP binding; crossover junction DNA endonuclease activity. The record is from RefSeq and is a predicted model, not a curated record. Bases 1 to 363 code for a protein of 120 amino acids. The transcript has 4 exons. Gene Ontology annotation, cellular component: Rad51C-XRCC3 complex; replication fork; Rad51B-Rad51C-Rad51D-XRCC2 complex. NCBI's taxonomy places the organism in Eukaryota, Fungi, Ascomycota, Sordariomycetes, Glomerellales, Glomerellaceae.